Messenger RNA from Sorex fumeus (smoky shrew), 1216 nucleotides. It is a transcript of the gene MLC1, whose product is annotated as modulator of VRAC current 1. Gene Ontology annotation, biological process: regulation of response to osmotic stress. Lineage: Eukaryota; Metazoa; Chordata; Mammalia; Eulipotyphla; Soricidae. Gene Ontology annotation, cellular component: endoplasmic reticulum; plasma membrane; cytoplasmic vesicle. The coding region runs from base 84 to 1205 and encodes 373 amino acids. The record is from RefSeq and is a predicted model, not a curated record. The transcript has 11 exons.
AGAAGUGCUGACGGGGUGUUUUCCCGGGACAGGCCGCCGCCCCUGAUUCUGUGAGACGGAGCCGCAGCCCAGGUGGCCGUGCCAUGGCGCGGGAGGAGCAGGGCCGGGAGGAGCUGGCCUACGACCGGACGUCCACCCUGGAACGCGGCCGUCCGGACGCGGGGAGCUACGCCCCGGACACCAAGCCAGGCGAGCGGCCGCUGGCCACCAGGCUGCCUCGCUGCUUCAGCCACCGGACCUGGGUCCUCUCCGUGCUGAUGGGGAGCUGCCUGCUGGUGACCUCGGGGUUCUCACUCUACCUGGGCAACGUGUUUCCUUCCGAGAUGGACUAUCUGCGCUGUGCCGCGGGCUCUUGCCUCCCCUCAGCUGUCGUGAGCUUCGCAGUUUCCAGGAAAAACAUCAACGCAAUCCCCAACUUCCAGGUCCUCUUCGUCUCUGCGUUCGCCAUCACCACCACGUGCCUCAUCUGGUUCGGGUGCAAGCUCGUCCUGAACCCCUCAGCCAUAGACAUCAACUUCAACCUCAUCCUGCUGCUGCUGCUGGAGCUCUUCAUGGCCGCCACCGUGAUCCUCUCGGCCAGGUCCGGCGAGGCCAACGGCAGGCAGAAGGCCUCCGUCUCUGACACCACCCUCAUCUCCAGCCAAGUGGCCUUUCCUGCUCGCGUCCUGAAGUCCUACUCGGUCAUCGAGCUGAUGGCUGGCGUCUCAGCCGUGCUGGGCGGCGUCAUCGCCUUCCACGUGGACGCCUCCGUGUCAGGCCCCCACCUGUCGGUCACCUUCUUCUGGAUCUUAGUGGCCUGCUUCCCCAGUGCCAUCGCCAGCCACGUGACAGCCGAGUGUCCCAGCAAGUGUCUGGUGGAGGUGCUGAUCGCCAUCUGCAGCCUGGCGGCGCCCCUGCUCUUCACGGCCUCGGGGUACCUCUCCUUCAGCGUGCCCAGGGUCCUGGAGAUGUUCAAAGCCUACCCGCCAGCCAUCAAGCAGUCCCACGACGUGGUCCUGAUGCUGCUCCUGCUUGAGCUUCUGCUGCAGGCAGCUCUCAACACCUGCACCGUCAUCCACUGCGUGCGCUUCAAAGUGAGCUCGGCCGGGAGCGCCCUGCACCCCGGCCCGCAGGAGCACCCCACCGGGGAGGUGGCCAGGACCCCCCUGAAGGAGUUUGACAAGGAGAAAGCAUGGCGUGCCGUGGUGGUGCAGAUGGCACAGUGACUGGAGCCACG